Linnemannia hyalina is the source of this 1698-nucleotide messenger RNA. Lineage: Eukaryota; Fungi; Mortierellomycota; Mortierellomycetes; Mortierellales; Mortierellaceae. The record is from the annotation of a GenBank genome assembly.
AUGUUUGUCCGUGGAAUCCUCUCCGCUGCUCUGGCCAUCGCCGCAUGCUCAUCCACCUUCCACACUGCCGAGGCAUCCGCUGCCUCCAAGAGUCUCACAGCCGCAGACUUUGACGCCGCCAUCGCAACCGGCGCAACCUUCGUCAAGUACUACUCCCCUGAGUGCGUUCACAGCCAGAAGCUCGAAUCAACAUGGGAAAGACUUGCAGUGGAGCACAAGGACUGGCAGCGCACGGUUGGAUUCAAGUUUGCCGAAGUCGACUGCGUGGCUCAGGCUGACUUGUGCGAGGACAACGAAGUCGUCUCCUACCCUACCAUGAAGCUUUACCACAGGGGCGAGCAGGUCGCAAAGUACUCAAAGUCGAGAUCAUACAAUGCCCUGGAUGACUUUGCCAGUGCCAUGGCUUCAGAGUACAUUGAGGUGGCCAAGGAUGUCAAGCUCGAGGAACUCCCCGAGAUCAGAGUGAACGCACUUGGCAAGGUCAUCAACUUGAACGCCGAGACCUACGCCAGCAGAACCCCCUUUGGCCCAUGGUUGAUUGAAUACUAUGCUCCAUGGUGCGGACACUGCAAGGCUUUGGCCCCCGUCUGGGACGAGCUCGCUGAGCACUUGAAGGACAAGGUCAACGUCGCCAAGGUCGACUGUACAGUCAACCAGGAGAUCUGCCACCGCCAGAGGAUCCGUGGCUACCCCACCAUCAAGCUCCACCAGUUUGGAGAGACUAUCGAGUACAGUGGCUUCCGGUCAGGCCCCGCCUUUGCCGAGUUUGCCCUCGAGGCCAUCGUUCCUUCGAUCAAGCCAGUUACCUUGGAGGUCCUUAACGACAUCAAGGGCUCAAAGGAUGUCACUUACAUCUAUACCCACGACGACAACACCAGCGCCGAGGUCAACGCUCUGAUCGACCGUCAGUCUCAGAUCUUUUACAGACAGAUCGGCUUGUACGGAUCAAACGACCCCACAGUCGCCAAGAGCCUCGGUGUUUCGACCCCCUCUUUGACCGUCUUGAAGGAUAACCGCCAAUUCACAUACGAAGGAUCUCUGACCGACAGUAACGCCGUGAAGACCUGGAUCAAGGAGGUCCAGCAACCCCUCGUCCUCACCCUCAACGGCGCCAACGUCGGCUCAUUCCUCCAGACCAAGGGCUGGAUUGCCCUCGGCCUCUUUGACCCCAGCAAAGCCGACACUGCUGCUGCCCGCAAGGAGUUGAUCGAGACUGCCCACGCAUACCACAAGGCCAAUGCCGAGUCCAACGCCCAGCACGAUAUCUUGGGCAACGCCCUCAACUUUGCCAUCUUGGACGCCAAGGAGUGGCAGUCCUAUGUUCGCGGCGCCUAUGGCUUGGAAACCGAUGCCCUCCCUGCUGUGUUUAUUGUCAACGGAGUUCAGGAGUUGUAUUACGCCCAUGGAUUCGAUGGUCGCCGUGUCUCCGUCGACAAGGACGCCCUCCUUGCCCACAUUGCCGAUAUCGAGUCUGGUCUCUUAUCGCCCAAGUCCCAAGUCGGAACCGUGCAGAAGGUCUUCCGUGAAUUCCAGAGCCGGACAAAGCCCUUUGUCCGCUUCUACCACCAGCACCCCACCAUUGCCAUUGCCAUUGCUGGAGCCAUGGUUCUUGGAAUGAUGAGACGUUUGGCCCCCAAAGAGGAUCCCAAUGCCAAGAAGGAGGAUGAGAAGGAGGGCAAGGAGGUCAAGCAGGAUUAG